This is a messenger RNA of Thlaspi arvense, 834 nucleotides long. The record is from the annotation of a GenBank genome assembly. Lineage: Eukaryota; Viridiplantae; Streptophyta; Magnoliopsida; Brassicales; Brassicaceae.
AUGCACACCCUCUGCAACAACGAAUCUAACAGUUUCACACGACACAGCUCUUACUAUUCAAACCGUAGCUCUGCCCUCGCGUCUCUCCGAACAAGGUCCUCUGUCCGACCUCCAAUCUAUCUCAGCGUCACGAAAGGUCUUGUCCCCGACACAGUCUUUGCCAUGUACCUUUGCAGAGGAGACAUCAGCAAAACAAACUGCUCAAUCUGUGUUCGGACCGCAACUUCAGAAAUAAGAGAAAGUUGCACUUAUCAAAAGGAAGCUCUCAUAUUCUAUGAAGAGUGUAUGGUUCGUUACUCUGAUAAUUCCUUCUUCGGACUCCUAGAUGGACCUAAAAGCAAUGCCAUACUAUACUCUCCCGAUAAUUUUUCUGCUACGAGUCGGUUCCAACAAACAAUUUCUGGUAAGAUGGACCAACUUAUCCCGAGAGCAGCUUCGACGACUUCGUUGCCGAAACCAUAUUUCGUGCAGGAUAAACAACGUUUGACUGAGUCCGGUAGCUCGUAUACAUUAGACUCAGUGGUGCAGUGUCGUCCUGAUCUUGAUCCAAGCAACUGCACCAUCUGCUUGAGACUCGCGUUCCAACGUAUCUUGGACUGUUGCAGCCGGUCUCGUUCGGUUCAUAACUUCCGUCCUGAAUGUCUCAUCAAGUAUCACAUAAAGCCCUCGCCACUGAACGUCCCGAGUCAUGGUGUUAUUAAAGUCAAUGUCCGGCUUCUCCAUGAACUUGGAGACUACCAUACCGAUAGCAAAGACGAGAGGCCACACAGAUACUUUGAUGGGACCGUCCUGUCCUUUAUCGAUGGAGAUACAAUUGAUGGUCGACACGAUUAA